AUGGAAGAGGUAGAGGAGAUAGCUAUAGUAGGUAUUGGGUGUCGGUUUCCUGGUGCUAAUAACAUCAGAGAAUUCUGGAACGUUUUGGUGAACGGAGAGAACCAUGUGAAGGAUAUACCUAAGGACAGAUGGAACGUCGACGCCAUUUACGAUCCAGAUCCGGAUGCGUACGGCAAGACAGAUGUCCGCAGGGCAGGAUUAUUGUCAAAACAUGAUGUCUGGGACAACGAAUUUUUCGAAAUUUCGGAAAAGGAGGCUUCCGAAAUGGACCCCCAGCAACGAUAUGUCCUCGAAUGUACUCACAUGGCAUUGGAAGAUGGCGGGAUCACGAAAGCAGAUUUGGACGGCUCGCCAACGAGCGUGUAUAUUGGCGCAAUGAACAGUGACGCAAAGUCGGCCAAAGACGGGGACUAUUCACUGUUGACAAAUUACACCGUGACUGGAGACGCCACCAGCAUCAUUUCAGCUCGAGUGUCCUUCAACUACAAUCUGCUUGGCCCUUCCCUUACCAUAGAUACCGCAUGUUCCUCUUCUCUCGUGGCAAUCAACCUGGCAACACAGUCUUUGAUAAUAGGUGAGUCAUCCAUGGCGAUUUGUGGCGGAGUCAACAGUAUUCUAUAUCCAGAUAUGUUUGUCACUCUGACGAAGGCCCGGAUGGCGUCACCUACCGGACAGUGUCAAGCCUUCUCGGCUAACGCUGAUGGUUACGCAAGAGGAGAGGGAUGCGGCAUUGUCAUACUUGAGCGGCUCAGUGAUGCUCUUGAAAAUAACAGACAUAUAUGGGCGACUAUCCGUACGGGCUGUAACCAAGAUGGCAAGACCGCAAAACCCAUCACUGCGCCAUCUGAGGUCCAACAGAGGAAGCUUCUUAGUGAUAUAUAUCACCAUUCCUACAACAUUGACCCAAGCCAUGUCCAGUACAUAGAAGCACACGGAACUGGUACACCCAUUGGUGACCCUGUUGAAGUCAACAGUCUUGGUCGCUUCUUCAAAGAUCAUCCGAUACUGUAUGGGCAACGAUUUAUUGGAUCAGUUAAAACUAACAUUGGACAUCUCGAAUCCGGAGCUGGGGUUGCAAGUCUUAUCAAAACUCUUCUUAUGAUGAAGCAUCAGAAAAUUGUACCCUCCCUCCAUUCUCUUCCAAGGAAUCCCAAGAUAGACUUUGUGGGUUAUGCCCUCGAUGUGCCAGCAUCCGUGUACCGAUGGCCUGCUCUACAAGAUGGCUCCAGAGCUGCUUGCAUCAACUGUUUUGGAUUUGGUGGCACAAACAGCCACGCUUUUGUAAGGCAGUGGAUUGAGAUACCAGACAAAUCUAGGUCUAGAUCGGAAAAUGCUGAGAAGAUGAUAUGUGUUCCUGUUUCAGCUAAAUCUCAGAUCUGCCUAGAAAAAACAAUGAGGAACUUGCUAACAAGAUUGACAAACGAACCAUACAGUUUGAAGCAAUUAGCCUACACCGCUUCGUGUAGACGGGAUCACCAUAGAUAUCGAAAGAUGUUCAUCGUGUCAACAAUUGCUGACCUCACAAAAAGUUGCUCUUAUGAAAUUGAAUCGAUAUCAAGCAGCAAUAUUACACCAGGCAGGAACUACAGAUUAGUGUACGUGUUCUGUGGUGUUGGAACUGCAUGGACACAUAUGGGCAAGGAACUUUUAAGUGACUUUCAUGUUUUCGCUGACACUCUGCAAAGUAUAGAUAUACAUUUGAUGCCACUUACAGGCUGGUCAAUAACAGACAAAAUACGAAAAGGUGCAGAUAUGGUAGACCCAUUCAUUGGUCAUAUUGGCAUUUUUGCCUGCCAAGUAGGACUGUCAAACCUCUGGAAGCAUUGGGGAAUAUGCCCUGAUGCGACCGUCGGUCAGUCUGUUGGAGAGGUUGCCGCUGCCUACUGUAGUGGGGCACUGUCCCUGCAUGAUGCAGUUAAAGUUAUCUACUACAGAUCAAAAUUAUUGGCAGAGGUAUUGGGAGGGAGAAUGCUUGUGGUUAGGAAUGCUGAUACCACAAACGUAGCCAAGAUAUGUGACAAGGUUGGUCAGGUCGGGAUCGCAGUAUACAGCAGUCCCGUCGCAUGCACACUAACUGGUGACGAUCUGAAAGUGAAAGAAGCAAAAACAAUCAUAAGAGAAGAUGCUGAAAAAAGUAAUGAAAUACCGUAUUUCAGUGAUUUGAAAACAAAUUGCGCUUACCACAGUUACAAGGUAGAAGACUCAGCCAAGCGCAUUAAAGAAGCUUUGGAAGGGAUAGAAACCGAUACACCGAACAUACCUAUAUUCUCCACUGUAACGGGAAAGAUUGCAAUCGACUUCGGCACUCCGGAGUAUUGGCAACAAAACGUCGCUAGACCAGUUUUGUUCCAUCAGGCACUUCAGGUAUCAGCAGAUGAGAAGUCUACCAUAUUCCUAGAAAUUGGUCCCCAGCCUGUUUUGAAAGCGCAUUUACGGGAUAUAUUUAACGAUGAAGAUGUCGCAGCGUUUCCUUCCAUGAAAUUUGAGACUGGAUCUUCACAAGUGCGAAAUACUCUUGGACAUUUGUAUGCGCUUGGACUGAAUCCGAAAUGGGAAAAUAUUGUAGAUAAAGACAACCCGACAGACCUUCCCAGCUACCAGUUUGAUGGCAAACGCUUGAUGAUUGAAUCAGACUACCGCUUCCUCAGGAAACAAGGAUUGGUUGAUGAUUCUUCAUACCAAUGCCUUAUGAUCACAAAACAAGAGGCAGCAGGGAAAUUUGACGUCAACUUUAGUCCAACUGCAACGCCGUUUGUAUAUAAUCAUGCUAUAGACAACGCCAUCAUCAUUCCAGGCGCUGUUUACGCGGAGGUGGCAUAUGAGCUUGGAAUGAGUACCAUGGGCAUAUCAGCUGAAAGCAUGCAUGUAGAGUACGAAAUUAUCAAAUCAAUUCCCUUGUUCAAAGGAAAGCCCUUUCGUCUCGAUUUGAUAUCUGAUAUUACAGAAAAGGGUAAUGGUGUUAUCAGGGUAUCUUUCUCUAUUUUAAAAAAUGCGACGACCGUAGUCAAAGGAUCUAUCACAAACAAAAACCGUGCACAAAACCACAUCGUUCCUAUUAAUGAAUUGUGCAUACCUACUGGGAAACAAAUGGAACGAGAUACAAUUUACAGCAAACUAGCUGAACAUGGCUACAAAUACGGCGCUCCAGUCCAGGUUUUGGAAUCGGUUACAUUCGGCAAAGAUGAAUAUACUGGAUAUAUCCAACUUACUGAGGAUGUAACAAGACAACUUAACCAGACUGCCUUCCAUCCUGCUGUUCUAGAUGCCAUGCUCCACUCCAGUGCUCUGGAUUUCUUUUCCGUUCACAAUAAAUCUUUAAACAAGAUUUAUCCGAUUCGCCUCGGCAGCGUAUCCUUAUUACGAAGACUUGAGAAGCAAAUGAUAUGUUAUACACAAGUAAUACAGAAAGUCUAUGACAGGAUUAUCACCAACAUCAUUCUAACUAGACCUGACGGUCUGGUACUAGCUGAAGUUAAGGAAAUCGAACACAAGAUUAUGAACGAUGGCUUAACAGUAAACGCUCUUGCUUAUCAGAUUACCUGGGCGGUUGAAGAUGUCCCUGCGAUUAGCAACAACGUGAACGAUAAAGAGCAGGAAAGCGUUACAAUCUGCUUCGACGAUAGCAACAUAUGCGAAAUGUUGAGAAGUUUAUACCCAAUAGGAAAAUCAUUUAGUCUGCUUGAUUUGGAAGACAACGCUGUAUUGGGAACCUCCAGUGAUUUACAACAGACGGAUGUUUUGAUAUUUGUCCCAGAUUCGUUCAAUCAAAGAGAAUGUAGAAACGAUCUGUUUAGUCGUGUUUGCAAAAAUUGUAACGCCUUCCUUAACACCAUUCAAAGGGUGAAAGACUUGGAAAAGCCAGUGAUAGUAAUUACUGAGAACACACAAGCAAACGUUCCUGAACCAGUUACUGAUAAAAAUGUAUUGGGUGCUGAAUUAUGGGGUUUUGCUAGAUCUUUAAGACAGGAAGGAACGAAAUGUCGAAUGAUUCUGAUAGAUGUGCAGCCUACAAUUGCCUCGCAAUUAGCGAUAUUGCACAAAACUAUUGAAGUUCUUACGUCCAACCCUCCUUCAUUUACGGAAUUUAUCAUCGUUGAUGGACAGUUGCAUAGUAACUUUCUACAGCAAAGGACACAGAAUGGAUUACAGAGCGAAAAAAGAGUCAUAUCCACUGACACAAACAGCGACCUUGAGCUACAGUCUAUUACUUGGGACAGCAUUGAGAGCCCAUUUCUGACACCUGUUGAUCGAAACUGUGAACUUCGAAAUAAUGAGGUCAUACUUUUGGUUGAGGAAAUAUGUGUUCACUCGCCAACAGAUUUUCGACUAACAGAGUUGGAAACGAGUAUCAGCAAAUCACUUUGGUCAGAAUACAGCGGGGGAUAUCCAGUCAUUGCGUUAGAGUUUCAAGGCACCAUCCUUAGCGCGCAAAGAUCCAGCCGUGUUGUGGCAUGUUACCCAUCGAGAGUUUCCAAUAGAAUCUGCGUUCCAAAACAAUGUGUAUGCGACAUAGCAAGCUUGCCAAUGUACAAACCCGGUCUAAUCAUAAAGUCCAUGUUGAUUUGGGCCAUCACUGAGAUAAUUAGGCGCAGAUCUACAGUUUGUGUUGUGACUGAAGCAGACCCGGCUGAAGAUUGGGAAGUUUUCCUUCUCUGUGACAUGCUUGAGACUGUUAGGCAAAGCAAAGUUCGAGUUACAUCAUUCGCCUCCAUAAUUAAGGACGAUCAACAAAAGGGUUGCGUGUUUGUAUUGUUGCAAACUUAUCCUCAACAGAAAAUAGACUGCAUUUUACAGCCGGGGAAUACCAUUGUAGGCUUUGAUGAUGUGAUACUCUGUCUAUCAAAUAAGAAAAUUCAACUGAGUACAAAACGAAUAAAAGUACAAACCAUUGCAAAGACGAAAGUGUUUGAGGAAAAUAAUGUUGCUAAAACAUUUCCAAAAGUAACGAGAUGGCUGCAAAGACGACAAAAACGACAUGACCUUAUGACAAAUGCAGUAAAGUCAUUACAGCUUAAAACCAUCAAUCUCCCUGACAAAAGAUGCGGGGAUGUCACGGAUGUGGCCAUAAAAGCGAAAGGUGACACACUUUUCCAUAGUAAUGCAACGUAUGUUGUUGUUGGUGGGUUGACAGGCCUUGGAUGGGACAUCGUCAAAUGGCUGGGCCACAGAGGUGCUGGCAUUGUAGUACCACUAUCAAGGAGAGGUGUCAAUCCACAGAUGAAAGAUCAACUCCAAAAUGCAAUGGAUAUACACAAGUACAAAAUUGUGCCAAUGACUUGCAAUGUUGCGAAUUUUGUUGAUGUGGAAAAUGUAUUUUCUGCAAUCAAGUUAAAAUUUCCAAAUCAUCCAGUCAAAGGUAUAUUCCAGGGAGCUGGAGUGCUAAGAGAUGCUCGUAUUGAAACCAUGACAAUUGAAAAGUUCAAAGAAGUCUUAGCGCCAAAAGUUCUUGGAUCCUGGAACCUACACCUUAUCUCUAAAGAAUUAAAAUUGGAUUUCUUUGUCAUGCAUUCCUCAACAACAUCUGUCUUUGGAAAUGCUGGACAGACUAAUUAUGGAGCUGCGAACUCAUUCAUGGAUGCCUUUGCCUUUUACAGAAGAGCCAACAACCUACCUGGACAGACGAUCAACUGGGGCGCAUUGGCGGUGGGAAUGGCGAGUGAUGAGAACAUCAGAAACAACCUAGAAGCACAGGGGCAUUAUCUGCUUGAAACAGACAAAAUCAAAGAAUGCCUUAUGGAUUGCCUGACUCGAAAUCCAUGUCAAUCCAUAUUUGGUUUGUUUGACUGGAGCGUAGUCGGUAAAAACCCUUCUAUUAUACGGACCUCUAUCGUUGACAAGCAAGAAGAGAGCACCAUUUUCAAUCAGUCGGCAAUUCGAAGGCGCGAAAUUAACACUGUUCUUAACAUUGCUGAAUUCAAAUCGACAUCACAUGAGCAACAGAGGAAGACACUUGUUAAUUUAUUAUUAAAGUGUUUCUCUACGGUGUUAUCUUUAGAUGAAAAUUACUUGGAAGAAAAUCAAAACCUUCUUGAACUAGGUAUGGAGUCCCAAAAAUCUGUGGAAUUGAUCCAGAUUGUACAUGAGGCUACAGGCUGUCGACUUCCGGUUGCUUACAUCCUGUCUCCUAACUAUACUAUCGGCAUGAUUAUCGACUUUGUACAUUCAAACAUCAUCGAUAAUAAUACUAAUGACAAUUCGGAAAUAAAGGAGGACAUACGUGAAUCACCAACAUGGAUGCAAAAAUUCUACAUCGACAUGCAUGAAGACUCUCCCGUUGACUCUAGUCUUUGGUUCAGUAUAGAUUUCAAACUGGGAACCGGUCUAUCGAAUAUCGAACUUUGGCGUACUGUCCUGCGAUGGGCAACAAUCAGAAAUAAAGAACUUAGGACUUUGUACCAUCCUACUAAGGAACGAUUUAGAUUCGGUAUCAAAAAGCAUGUUUUGGAUCCAGAGGAUGCCCAAGUUGAUUUCCGAGUGGUUGAUUCCGUUGUGAUUAAAAAGGGUUGGACAGACGAGGAUAUGGUCAAGUACUGCACAUUCGACAUCACCACAGACCCGCCGUUGCGGUUGAUUUAUGGCAAUACAGGUAGGAAACAUCACAUCAGGUUUGUCAUGAGCCACAUCACAUUUGACUUACAAAGCUUCUUCACGCUGAUACCGCAGUUCCAGGCGGACUUACAGACAUACCUGAUGGGAACGGGUACCAACUUAGAAACUGCAGAUGUCCCUGAUGUAACAUAUCUGAUGGAAGAACGUCUUGAUGGUGAGAGGUUUUAUCUCCAGGAGUUCUGGAAAGGGGAGCUUGAUAGAAUUCAUACUGUGCCGUCUCUCGUCAAGUCUGAGUCAUUGGUUCCUCUGUCUGGAAAGACGGAACAGAUAUCGAUUCGCCUUCCAAGAGAGUUAGUAGACAAAAUUAAUCAGAACGACAAAGGUGUAACAGGACCUACCCUAGUCUUCUGUCUCUACCAAAUUCUUCUCCACAAGAUGACGCGUCAACCUGUCACUCCCGUUGUACUGACAGUGGACAUGCGACGACACUUACCAGAGUUUACCAGCAUGGUAUUUCUUGGUACCAACUAUAUCCCGAUCGUAACAGCGUUUAGCGAUACACCCGCUACACUUGGAGAUUGUAUCAGAAUCUGUGCAAGUCAAAUGACUCUUGCAAGCACGCACAGUCUGUACCCUUUUCUACUCAUCAAACAGAACAAUCCUGAUGCGGCCAACGCUUUUCGCCAUUUCUUUAAUGUCAGAUAUGUAUCAAAUCAAACAUUCAAACACGAGAAGUACCCAAACCAUACUAUGAAACACUCCGGAUAUAACACUGGCUUUCUGAACCACAUUGAAACAGCUUUAAAUAUCGUCACGGAUACCCAGACAGGAUCGAUGGACUUCGUAUUAAGUUACGACCCAACCAUCGUAAGCUUGUCUACAGCAAACAAUAUGCUUGAAGAUCUUCUGUUACUGGCCUGUGUAAAUGCCUUGAAUUCUGAUAUAAGUCUUGACAACAUUCCCUUACGGUGCUCUCCAGCCGAGGCUGUGGACGGAGUGGAUCCACAACUGUUAUCAGGAAGAUUUGUGAAGGAGACCUCAAACGGUUGGGACCACCUGGUUGAGUUGAGAGUCUGCAUUGAGAACAAUGUACCGCAGUUAAAAUGGAGAGAUAUUGACAGAAACAGAACGUCACCGAAGAGAAAAUGUCCCAUUUCUCGUGUCCUUCGUGUCGAUAUGGAUUUAGUACAAGAGUCACCUACCAGUGUUUGUAAGACGGCACUCUUGCUAAAUGCUCAGCAUUCUGGGGAGUAUGACGACUAG
Pecten maximus is the source of this 7812-nucleotide messenger RNA. RefSeq lists its product as uncharacterized. The transcript is spliced from 7 exons. Lineage: Eukaryota; Metazoa; Mollusca; Bivalvia; Pectinida; Pectinidae. Gene Ontology annotation, molecular function: 3-oxoacyl-[acyl-carrier-protein] synthase activity; fatty acid synthase activity. Gene Ontology annotation, biological process: fatty acid biosynthetic process. The record is from RefSeq and is a predicted model, not a curated record. Bases 1 to 7812 code for a protein of 2603 amino acids.